AUGGUACUCAUGUCAACGUACCGCAACAGCAGGCUCGUGUCGAAGGAGUUCCUGCACGGCCCCGUCAUGCGCUUCCGUGCGCUGGGCGAGUACUACUUCCAGCGGGCGUGGAAUGGCACAUUGAAUUGGGCCCUCCCUGGCGAGUACCGCCUCUACGCGGUGAUGAUUCCUUUCAUUUACUUCUACCAUCGCUGGCACACGGAGCACACGCUCGACGCUGACCACGUCGAGAAGGCCCUCAUCAUGCGUUGGGGUGGGACGCUGGAGGAGGCGCGGAAGCUGUCGGCGAAGGACCAACUGCGGGUGCGCUGCUUCACGGAUAUAGAGAAGCUCUACUCGGCGUACGGCCCGAAGGAUGUGAAUGUGCAGCCAGCGGGUGAUAUGCUGCCAGGGAAGGAUUUCUAUCACAAGCCCGGUCAGGAGCACCAUUCUCACUGA
This is a messenger RNA of Trypanosoma grayi, 438 nucleotides long. RefSeq lists its product as hypothetical. The coding region runs from base 1 to 438 and encodes 145 amino acids. The transcript has a single exon. The record is from RefSeq and is a predicted model, not a curated record. Lineage: Eukaryota; Euglenozoa; Kinetoplastea; Trypanosomatida; Trypanosomatidae.